CGGGCGCGAGCACCUGGAGGGCGAUGGCGCCGGGCGCGAGCGACCCGGGGUAGCGAGAGCGAGGCUGCGUGGCCCGGUGCGCGCCCCCUUGCGACCCUGGCGUUUGCUCCGACGGGCACGGGCAGCUAUGGGGCUCCUUCGGCUGCUGGCGCUGGCGGUGCUGGCGACGCAACCCGGGGUGGCUGGUGGAGCGGAGACUGUCGGGAACUCCAGCGUGGGUAUUAUUGAAUUUUCUGUGGGGAAAUUUAGAUACUUGGAGCUCAACAGGCCCUUUCCAGAGGAAGCUAUUUUGCGGCAUAUUUCCAGCAAUGUGACUUUUCUUAUUUUCCAAAUACACUCACAGCAUCAGAAUACAACAAUUUCUUUUUCUAAUACUCUCCUUCCCAGUACCUCAGGAACAGGCACUGACAAAGGACUGGUUUUCAUUCUUAGACCAGAGCAGAGUAUGUGCUCUUGGUACUUGGAGACUUUAGAUGCUGAGCCUGUCCAAAAUGUGGCCAUUCCACUUUCCUACUCAGAAAGAGAUCCCAUCCCUGGAGCCUGUAAUUUGGAGUUUGAUUUAGAUAUUGAUCCCAACAUUUACCUGGCGUAUGAUUUCUUUGAAACAACUAUCAAAUUUGCCCCAGCAAACCUAGGCUAUGAAAGAGGCACAGAUCCUCCACCAUGUGACAUCAGGACAGGACAGGACUCUAGGUGGAGGUUGCAGUAUGAUGUCUAUCAGUAUUUUCUGCCUGAGAAUGACCUCACUGAAGAGGGGUUGCUGAAGCAUUUGCAGAGGAUGGCCGAAGUGCCUCAGGUGACAGCCAAUGCUAUCAAGGUGGUUACCCUGACAGCUAAUGAUAAGACAAGUGUUUCCUUCUCUUCCCUCCGGGGACAAGGUGUCAUUUAUAAUGUCAUUGUUUGGGACCCAUUUCUAAACACAUCUGCUGCUUAUGUUCCUGUUCACACAUAUGCCUGCAGCUUUGAGGCAGCGGAGAGUGACUGUUCUUCUCUUGGAAGAGUAUCAACCAAAGUGUUUUUUACUCUUUUUGCCGUGCUUGGUCUCUUCAUCUGUUUCUUCGGACACAGAUUCUGGAAAACAGAAUUAUUCUUCAUAGGCUUUAUCUUCAUGGGAUUCUUCUUUUAUAUCAUGAUUACAAGACUGACACCUAUUGAAUAUGAUGUUCGUCUGAUUCUAACAGCCAUCGCUGGAAGCAUUGGUGGGAUUUUCUUAGUAGCUGCUUGGUGGCGAUUUGGAAUCCUCAUGCUCUGUAUGCUGUGUGUUGGACUAGUAUUGGGCUUCUUCAUCUCAUCAGUGACUUUCUUCACUCCACUGGGAAACCUAACAGUAUUUCGUAACGAUGAUGUGUUCUGGGUAACCUUCUCUUGUAUCGCUAUUCUCAUUCCGGUAAUUUUCAUGGGCUGCCUAAGAAUACUGAACAUACUGACUUGUGGAUUCAUUGGCUCCUAUUCGGUGGUUUUGGCCGUUGACAGUUACUUGUACACAAGCCUUUCUUAUAUCACUUUGAAUGUACUCAAGAGAGCACUCAACACUCAUUUCCGUGGAGCUUUCACAAAUGUGCCUUUUCAAACUAAUGACUUUAUUAUCCUGGCAGUAUGGGGGAUGCUGGCUGUAAGUGGAAUUACAUUACAAAUGCGAAGAGAAGGAGGGCGACCACUUUUCCCUCCCCACCCAUACAAACUAUGGAAACGAGAGAGGGAGCGCAGAGUAACCAACAUCUUGGAUCCUAGCUACCACAUCCCUCCAUUGAGAGAGAGGCUGUAUGGCCAGUUAACCCAGAUCAGAGAGCUCUUCCAGAAAGAACAGCCAGCUGGAGAGAGAACACCCCUACUUCUAUAAAUGUCGAAGGGGGCCUUGGUCAGUGUGAUCCUGAAGUACAAGGCAGGCACUGCCUCAGCUUUGGUGUUUAUGCACAGCCUGCUUCAGCAGUCUCCAAUGCAGGUCGUAAGAAAGCAGGUUUAUGUGUCUGCUUUGUAUGAUAUUGCGGUGUCCUCAUUGAUGUAUGUAUGGUACAGGUGUGCCAAGAUUAUGAUAGUUCUGUUAGAGUGAGAAAGAUGACCAAAAAAGUGGUGGUAGGGAUGCAUUUUCUUUUUUGAAAUACUUAAUAAUUAAUUACCUUUUGGUUUGUAUGGUCAAGUUAUUAUAUAUACACAAAAAAAUAAAAAAUAAAUAAACGAUUAUUCUCUAAAGCUCUUGGUGUUUCUUUUUAUAACUUCUUGAACAAUUCUCUCGCCUCAGUCUGUCUAAACCUAGGUGGUGGGGAAUGGAAGGUGGUUUGAUUUCAGUGUUAGACUGAAUCUUUAUUGGCCAUUAUUUGAAGGUUUAGGGAUUUGAUACUGGGCCUUUGAACUUUAGAGUACAAAAGAUGGAGAACUAAUUUUCUUACUAAAAGCAGUCUGAUAUUUAGUUGCAUCUUUUGUAGUGUAUUAGGCACCCUUUUGCUUAUUUUUAAUUGUGAUAAAAUGUUUACCGUUUCAAUCAUUUUUAAGUGUAUAGUUCAGUAGGUAUUGUUUUUGCCUUUUAUUGCUUAAAAUGGUAAAUAUCAAAAUUAUUUCAGUUACUUGAAAAUAGGUCAAUUUAUAUAGAUAGAACUUUUACAUGGAUGAUUUAUUUAUAUUCCAAAUAAUGGCCCGUUAUUUUUUGUUUUUUCUUUUAAGGCUCUUUAAAAUAGUUUGACAGCUGAUCACUAAUUUAAAUUGCAUUAGAUGACGUGAAUUGUUUUGUUUUUAGGAUACAAAUGGCUCCUACCUUAAUUAAUCUAUAGUCCAAUUAAUAAGGUAACCUUUCAGAAAUUUGCAUUUUGUAAUUCUUUUGGCUAAAUUGUUAUUAGCAUCAAUGUGAAAUAUAAUCUCAGAAAAUUUCUACAUGAAGCUUUUGUACCUUCUGUUUUAUUAAAGUGAUGAGGGACUCAAAAAGGAUUCAAGUAUUUAAUGGAGCUGCUUUUUAAAAUUAGAACCUUGAAAUCUAAGGAGUCCCUUCAGUUUUAACACUUUUUCUACCCCAAGAAAGUAACUGGAUGCCUUGGGCUGCAUACAUACCUACUCCUAAUGGUAUUUUCUCUUAAUUGUCAGAGCCUCUGCUACUGGCACUAACUUGGAUUUUAAGUUGGUGACUUUAACAUACCUGAGUGACAGUGUGGUUGUGGUGGUUGCAUGCACAUUUGUGAGUUAACCACUAUUGAAAUGAUGCUGCUUUUAAGAGUUUUCAAAGUGUAAUAGAUUUUUGAAAUUUCAAAUAACUAGAAAAUUUUUAACUUUUGCUUUUAAAAGUGUUUUGGAAAGGCUGAAACAAAAUGAAAAGUAUAAAACUAAUCAUUUGGUUUUGAAAAAUACAAAACUUCAUUUACUCUUCUGUAAUCCUCACUGUUUAACUGCAGUAACACUCGAAUAAAAAUUUUUUCAUAAUUGUAGGAAUUCUGGCUAAUA
Molecule: messenger RNA, 3426 nt
Organism: Pteropus alecto (black flying fox)
Lineage: Eukaryota; Metazoa; Chordata; Mammalia; Chiroptera; Pteropodidae
Gene: TM7SF3
Product: transmembrane 7 superfamily member 3
Exons: 12
Coding region: 128-1840 (570 amino acids)
Source: RefSeq, a predicted model, not a curated record